Zootoca vivipara (common lizard) is the source of this 2190-nucleotide messenger RNA. RefSeq names its product SET domain containing 6, protein lysine methyltransferase (gene SETD6). Gene Ontology annotation, molecular function: protein binding; protein-lysine N-methyltransferase activity. Gene Ontology annotation, cellular component: nucleus. NCBI's taxonomy places the organism in Eukaryota, Metazoa, Chordata, Lepidosauria, Squamata, Lacertidae. Gene Ontology annotation, biological process: peptidyl-lysine monomethylation. The record is from RefSeq and is a predicted model, not a curated record.
GCGUCCAGCAUGGCGAAAGCGGCCAAGUGCGCCAAGGUGGAGGAGGAGGCGGCGGCGGGUGACUCGGGCGCCCUCUCCGCCUUCCUGGGCUGGUGCGGCGACGCGGGCCUGGAGCUGAGCGCUAAGGUCAGUGUGAGCAGAGAGGGCACAGUAGCUGAUUAUGGCUUGGUGGCCAGGGAAGACAUUGAGGCAGGAGAAGUCCUUUUCACCAUCCCAAGAACAGCAGUCCUUUCGCAGUACACAAGCCCCCUUUCUUCCCUACUAGAGAAAGAGCAAGCCUCUCUGGAGAGUCAGUCCGGCUGGGUUCCGCUCCUGCUUUCUUUGCUUCAUGAAUCCACAGCCAGUGAUUCUCGUUGGGGGCCUUAUUUGUCACUGUGGCCUAACUUCAGGGGUCUGGAUCACCCCAUGUUCUGGAGUAAAGAAGAGCGGGUGAGACUUCUGCAAGGAACAGGGAUCCCCGAAGCUGUGGACAAGGACUUGGCCAAUAUCCAGACAGAGUAUUCUUCCAUCAUCCUGCCUUUCCUGAAGGCCCACCCAGAUAUAUUUGACCCUGCAGUGCACACUCUAGAGCUCUACAAGAAGCUGGUGGCCUUUGUCAUGGCGUACAGUUUCCAGGAGCCUUUGGAUGAGGAAGAGGAAGAUGAGGAGGAACCUAAUCCCCCAGUGAUGGUGCCCAUGGCAGAUCUCUUGAAUCACGUGGCAGACCACAAUGCCAACUUGGAGUAUUCGGUGGAAGUAUUGAAAAUGGUUGCAACUCAGUCCAUCUGCAAAGGCCAAGAGAUCUUCAACACUUACGGGGAGAUGGCAAACUGGCAGCUCCUCCACAUGUAUGGCUUUGCUGAACCAUAUCCUGGCAACACAAAUGAUGCUGCUGACAUCCAGAUGCUGACACUAUGCAAAGCAGCACUGCAAGCUACAAAGACAGAAGCUCAACGGCAGCUGGUCUUGGAGCAGUGGGACUUCCUCUGCCAGAUGGAGAUGGUGGGUGAGGAAGGGGCUUUUGUGAUCGGCUGGGAGAGAGUCUUAACUGAAGAAGAGCUGGCCAUGGCGUUGAAGGUGCUGACUAUGUCUGCAGAUGAGUUCAAGGAGUUUAAGGAGCAAGAGACCCAGGAACCCAAAGCAGGCGAGGAUGGUGCUAUGUGCCUGAUGCUCUCAAAUACUACAAUACCAAGACUUGAAGCCUCCUGGAAGAAGCUACUCUUUGAUGCUACACUGCUAACCCUGAAGUCAUACAGCUCAGACUUAAAAACAGAGGAAGAAAUGCUCAGAGACACACAAGUUUAUUCAAAAUUAAGCUGCCGGGAGAAGUUUGCCCUGCAAGUGCGUUACGGCCAGAAGAUGAUUUUGCACCAGUUGCUGGAGCUAGCAAGCUAGCCUAGCAGCUGAGGAAGAUGUGUUCGGACAACUCCCAUCAUCCCUGACCAGGCCAGACCAGCUGAGACUAAUGAAAGUUGGAGUCAAAGGACACCUGGAAAGCCACAGUUUUCCUACCACCUCCUAGGACCCCCUGUACAUUAAAUCAGCUGGUAAGACGGCCAAGUGAGACUCUUUCACUUGCUUACUGUCUAGAUGCUCUUCCUCAUCCCUGGGUGUUCUCGUCCUUCUAAUGUGUUUCUGAAGGUGAAAUUUUUUUCCUACAAACAUUUUCAUUGUUAAGUCUAUUAUUAAUAUUCUAUUUUACAUCUUGAAUGCCUUUGUAGCAACUUACUUUUUCCAACCUUCUUCCCAUCCCACCUCUGCCCAGCUGAGCUGCAUAGAUGUAUAGUUUAAGACUAGGCUUGGAGUUUUUAAACAAUAAAAUGUAUUUGUAUUGAUAAGUGAGAAAAGAUGAGAGUCCUGUGUUAUUGCUACUUUAAUGGACAAUCUGAGGAGUUAAGUCAAAUGAGUGGGGUCAAAUGGUGUACUGUAAAGUUCUAUCUCUCCCCUGGUAAAUCCUCAAUGGUGACUGCAGCACCAGGACUAUUUGUUUCUGAACCCUAGUUCAUGCCAUCUGAAGGUAGAAGGGCCACCACCUAGUGUACAUCCUGCUCUGGUCCUUUGGUUGUUUUUAACUCCCCUUAUUGGAAACCCACUUACUGCCCAAGGAAUCAGCAAGAAUAGGAUUCUUGUUUACAUUUUACUGAUGCCUCAAUUUUAUCCUCUUAAGAUAGCAGUUAAACAUUGUUAAGUAAAGUAACAAUAUAUUAGAUU